Messenger RNA from Scophthalmus maximus (turbot), 1690 nucleotides. It is a transcript of the gene tmem81, whose product is annotated as transmembrane protein 81. The transcript has 6 exons. The record is from RefSeq and is a predicted model, not a curated record. Lineage: Eukaryota; Metazoa; Chordata; Actinopteri; Pleuronectiformes; Scophthalmidae. Bases 174 to 1022 code for a protein of 282 amino acids.
CAUUCAAUGUUGGAUUUAUCAUCGUGGACAUGUUUGUACAAAGUCUCCGACAGGACUCUGAAGUUCAAGGCCGCACUACAAAUCUUCUGAAGGGGACACGAUCGCACGGAAGCCUGCAGCGGCGCAAGUGUUAGCUUCCCGUCAAAACAAACCAUCUACCAUCAAGCUUUAAAAUGCAACGUGCAUCUGUAGGCCUUCGCCUACCUCUCCUUCUCCUCUUCCUCUUCCUCCUUCUCCCCUUCCAACCUCUGGGCUCGGCUGAGCUGGACGGGGCGGACGAGGUGGCAGUGGAGGUCGUGGUCGACAGCUCCCCCUGCAGCACCACCUGUGGCCUGGGGAUCAAAACUCAAACGCUGUGUCUGAUGAAUGACGGCAAGACGGCCAUGGAAGAAGACGCGGGGCGCAGAGUCGGGACAGAGUCCAAGGUGUCGGAGGUGUGUCGCGUGCGCAAGGUGAAGUGUCAGGAGUCGUGGCAGUGUGGCCUCCGGACGAUGACCGUGACCGCGGGACAGAGGGUGGAGAUCGACUGCCUGGGAGAAGUCCUGCAGGCGAUGGGGAGGUUCUCCUGGAGGGUGUUGUGGCGUUACGCCCGAGGAAUCAUCACCUCGGACAGCUCCCUGUUUGCCCGCUGGCAAGCUCCUCAGCUGGACCAUGUGAUUCUGGACCCGGUCCGCGAGGAGGACGCAGGUGAACACACCUGUGCAAGUGCACAAACAGAACCACGAUUGUCCCCAGCACACCAACGUACUUACCUCUGUGACGUGCAGGAUGCCGGCUUCCGCAGGGUGAAGAGGGUAUACUGGGGGAUCCGGGUUUUACCCGCCGGCAUUCUCAACCUGGACUACGAAAGCGCUGUGGCCCAGUGGGAGACGGCUGGAGACCAGCAGAACCGCACCGCGUCGGACCAGCAUGACCUCAAGAUGAUCCUCCUUUACACAGUGCUGAUCCCGCUGGGCCUCGCCGGUGCUGCGGCUGCACUGAUAUACUGGGCCUCUGCUUGGCACUGGGGAGGAGACGGCUGAGUUCCUUUGACAAGUGGAGCUGCUUCUACAGUCGCAAUUUAAUUCCUGCACCACAUGGAUGAUAUCGCCAGAAGGAUCUCACUCCCAAAAAAGAAAAGAAAUGAAAGACGAAUGAACGACGGUAGCAAACACGUUUGUUUUUUCUUGGAUUUUUAAUCAAAAAGAGAGUUAAAUCUUUAUUAAUAGAUAUUCAUGACCUGAAUGAGAUUGCCGAGAGGAGACCCACACGCCGUCCCGGGGAGAGGUGUUAUAUAAAGCCAUGUAAAACCAAAUAAUAAAACGGGGAGCCUGACAGGGCGUGAUAGUGUCAGUAAAUCCAUCAGUCGAGGGCUUGUGUACAUCUGUGCCAGCAGAGGGCAGUGUUGCUUCACACAAAAGGUUAUGAAGAACAGUGUGUGUUGGGUUAAAUUCUAGUGAGAAAUACAUGAUGGGACUCAGCUGCCACAGUGGAACCGACCCGAUUAAGAGCGAGACAAGAGAAACUGAGCAUCUCAGAAACAAGAUGACGCUCAAGUGUCUCAGAAUGUUGAUGCUCGUUACGGAAAAACAGAAAAUGAAGCGGCCGGAUGGAUGAAUGAAACAUCAGUCACCGGACCACAUUAGUUACAGCUUCUUUUUUUCGUUUCCAGCUUGGUGAUUCAUUAAUAAAAGCUUUGCUUAAAAAGACA